Molecule: messenger RNA, 1586 nt
Organism: Gadus macrocephalus (Pacific cod)
Lineage: Eukaryota; Metazoa; Chordata; Actinopteri; Gadiformes; Gadidae
Exons: 2
Coding region: 636-1586 (316 amino acids)
Source: RefSeq, a predicted model, not a curated record
UAUGGAUUGCAUCGAUUUCCUGGUCGAGCGGAGGACCAAGAUGUGUGUCAAAAGUGGAUGAAAUACAUUAACCGAGAUGGCUUCCAGCCAAACAAGAACACUUGGGUAAGUUUGGCUGACUGUCCAAUCUGUUAAUGCCACAGGUUGCAUGCAGUGGGUGUAACAUACAGUGAAACAGCGCUAGCUAAGUUUUCUAGCAAUAUCGAUAGCCACAGGCGAAAACAAAGCUGAAGCUUUCAUGUUGCUGUGUAGCUGGAACUGCACAAAGUGCAAAUAUGAUUUCACAAGACUGAAGCUCUUAAGCCCAGUUCAGACCAAAGAUUCACCUUGCAACGGCUUGCAACGAGACAGUUUUAGAGCGUCGCAGGGGCGGUGUGCACGGGUCGUUGCAAGGAGUUGCAAGGAGUCGCCAGAGAUUGAACAUGUCAAAUUGCAAGGUCCAGUUUUAGAACGCGGCGAUUUAAAUAUUUCUCUUCAGCCAAUCACAGCACAGAACAAUUUGUACGUCAAGGCCUUACGCCGUCCCGGUACCGUACUGCUCAUUAUGUAUUUAUCUUCAUUACCACUCUAAGGUGUGUGGGAUACAUUAUCCUGACGGACGACCCACAAGAGAAAACCCCUAUCCUGUGUUGAUCAUGGGUUAUGAAUGUCAUGUAAUACCAGCUAGACCUCCCCCCAAAAGAAGAUGUCUUCAGCCAUUACACCUGAACUCAACUACCGAACCUGAAGCUGAACCUGAAGCUAUGGAAACAGAUGUGGAUGUUGGGAAUUUGGAGAAUAUGCCUCUGCAGACUUGUGAUGUAGGAACCCAGUGGCCAGAUCUAUGUGAUCACAACUACAGUUUCAGCAGCGGUAACAAGCGGAUGAAGGACUGUGGCACUCAAACGGAUCAAACACCGUCAGUAUCAGCACAUGAUUUAAACAACAAAGACUUUAUAUUUUAUACAGGUUUAUGUGCUGACAGUUUCUGGCAACUUUUGCGAGCCUUGUUGACUUUUUGCUCACAACCACUUGAUACCAAAUUGGCCGUCCAUGAACAGUUUUUGCUUGUUUUAAUGAGACUCCGUUUGGGUUUAUUGUUUACUGACUUGGGUAAACGAUUUGGGGUGAGUAGAAGCACGGCAUCUGAAAUAUUUACAUUUUGGAGACCAAUCCUUGCCAGCUUCAUGAGGGAAAAGGUGAUUGCUUGGUUGCCCAGGGAUACGCUGAACAGAAUCAGGCCCAAGUCAUUUCACCAAAAUUAUCCUAAAACUACAUGCAUCAUUGACUGUACUGAGGUCUUCGUACAAAGGCCACAGAACUUAAGAAAAAGAUCACAAACUUAUAGUAAUUACAAACAUCAUAACACAUAUAAACUCCUAUACUGUAUAGCCCCCAAUGGCUAUGUCAUGUUUUUAUCAAAACUUUUUGGUGCAAGGGCCAGUGAUAAUUUCAUCACAAAGAACAGUGGUUUUGUUCAUCACCUGAUCCCUGGUGAUGAGAUUUUAGCAGAUCGCGGAUUCACCAUCAUGGAUAUAUUGCCUCCAGGAGUGCGUCUAGCUCUUCCUGCUCUCACACGUGGACGUAAGGAGCUGUCUGAAGUCUGA